Molecule: messenger RNA, 1068 nt
Organism: Kickxella alabastrina
Lineage: Eukaryota; Fungi; Kickxellomycota; Kickxellomycetes; Kickxellales; Kickxellaceae
Exons: 5
Coding region: 26-991 (321 amino acids)
Source: RefSeq, a predicted model, not a curated record
CGGUGGGUGGGUGUUUGGGGAGCGCAUGGCAAAGUGGGUUGCAGGCUGUGUGUACUUGGCUGGCAUUGAGGCCCGCUGCGGGCUGGGCAUGGCAGACGUGUCGGUUAAGCGGGCGUGUUGGCGCGGCGGCAAGCGGGUUGCUGGGCUGGCUGCCGUUGGCAUGGAGCGGCCCGCGGCGCACGUGUGCAUUGAGCGAUUGGUUGACCGCAUCCUAGGCUGCGCCCUGCGGGCCUCGAAGGAAAAAGCUACGCCGCGCGCGGGCCCCGCGGGGCAGUGUGCUGAGGGCGACCUCGCCGGUGAUCUGCUGCGCUUCCUCGGCAGUGCCUCGGGCAGGGCGGCGCGCAGCAGGAUGGUCGAAAUGGCCACAGACCUGGCCGCCCUGGGGAAUUCCACCGGGCGCACAACGGGGCUUGGCAUGGGCACCGUCAGCGGGUUGGCUGUGAGUUUGGCGCUGGAGCAUGUGUGUGGGUGGCCGUUGCGGCACUCCCAGCGGCUGGUGCUCGUGCGGCUGGUUUCGCUGCAUGCGCAUGUGAGUGCGGCGCAUUUAAUGACGCAUGUCGAGGGGACGCUCCGGAGCUUGGCCGCCGAUGCCUUGCGGUGGGUGCCGUGGCUGCGGGAGGGCGAGGUUGAUAAGGACUCGGUGCCGGCGUAUUUCGGCGAUAUUGUGGGCUGCUUUCGGCACUCGCUAAUCGGCGGGGUGGCGGAUGCUCCGGCGUCGGUGGUGCGCGCAAGGAGGCUGGAGGCCUGCAGGAGAGAGCUGCUGGACGGUGCUGGUGCUGGUGCUGGUGCUGGUGAGGAGCUGAGGAGCGCUCGUGACGCGGGCGUUGAUCUGCCCAGCGUGCUGAGCCUGCCCAUGCACACGCUGGACGAAAUGAAAAAGUCGAGGGAGAGGGCCGCCAAACGCACCGAGCGGGAGCGCAGAAGGCUGGACGACGAGGAGGUCGGGCCUGAGGAUAUGUCUGAUGACGAGGCAUCGGCCUAUUUGAUCUGAUCAGCAGAUUUAUUUUAUUUUGGUUGCUGGCAGAAGGCUAGAAGGAAUGACGAAAGGGCGCUUGCUGGCAGGAUUUU